GACGGGCCGAUACAGCCCAUGUCCCCGCCCCGCACCAUCGCUAGGCGACGUGCGCUUUUGCCGCGGCGUGCUGCCCGCGAGGGCAGCUGAGGUGGUGGCGGCGGCGGCCGCCGCCUCGAGGCAUCGCGCGGCCGUGAAGGGUUCACCGUCAGUGCUGUUGGGUGCCUGGAGCCGCGGGCCCCGUCCCGAAAACUGUCCUUGACAGUGCCUGCGCGGCCCAAUGGCCGCCAGCGCGCGCCGCGUCUCCAUGGCGACGGUCUUUUCUCUGCGAGGACCCCGGCGGCAGGGCUGCCCCGCUGCGCCUGCUUGGCGCGACGCUCUAGCGGUCACCGCUGCAGGUUGGUUGGGUGUUGUGGGGCUGCGCGGCUGCCGCGGAGCUAGAGGGCAAGUGGGCUCGGCCCAGCGUGCAGGGGACGCGGGCGGCCAGACAACGGGCUGGGCCGCGGGGCCUGCGGCGCGGGCGCUGAGCUGGCAGGGCGGGCCGGGGCUGCAUCCCCAUCUCCUCCAUCGCCUGCAGUAAAGGCGGCCGCGGCGAGCCUUUGAGGGGAACGACUUGUCGGAGCCCUAAGCAGGGGUAUCUCUGAGCCUGGCGGGAUCCCCGGAGCGUCGCAUCACUUUCCGAUCACUUCAAAGUGGUUAAUAACUGCUAAUUUAUAUGACAGAAGAAAAAGAUGUCAUUCCGUAAAGUAAACAUCAUCAUCUUGGUCCUGGCUGUUGCUCUCUUCUUACUGGUUUUGCACCAUAACUUCCUCGGCUUGAGCAGUUUGUUAAGGAAUGAGGUUACAGAUUCAGGAAUUGUGGGGCCUCAACCUAUAGACUUUGUUCCAAAUGCUCUCCGAUAUGCAGUAGAUGGGAGACAAGAGGAGAUUCCUGUGGUCAUCGCUGCAUCUGAAGACAGGCUUGGGGGGGCCAUCGCAGCCAUAAACAGCAUUCAGCACAACACUCGCUCCAAUGUGAUUUUCUACAUUGUUACUCUCAACAAUACAGCAGACCAUCUCCGGUCCUGGCUCAACAGUGAUUCCCUGAAAAGUAUCAGAUACAAAAUUGUCAAUUUUGACCCUAAACUUUUGGAAGGGAAAGUAAAGGAGGAUCCUGACCAGGGGGAAUCCAUGAAACCCUUAACCUUUGCAAGGUUCUACUUGCCAAUUCUGGUUCCCAGCGCAAAGAAGGCCAUAUACAUGGAUGAUGAUGUAAUUGUGCAAGGUGAUAUUCUUGCCCUUUACAAUACACCACUGAAGCCAGGACAUGCAGCUGCAUUUUCAGAAGAUUGUGAUUCAGCCUCUACUAAAGUUGUCAUCCGUGGAGCAGGAAACCAGUACAAUUACAUUGGCUAUCUUGACUAUAAAAAGGAAAGAAUUCGUAAGCUUUCCAUGAAAGCCAGCACUUGCUCAUUUAAUCCUGGAGUUUUUGUUGCAAACCUGACAGAAUGGAAACGACAGAAUAUAACUAACCAACUGGAAAAAUGGAUGAAACUCAAUGUAGAAGAGGGAUUGUAUAGCAGAACCCUGGCUGGUAGCAUCACAACACCUCCUCUGCUUAUCGUAUUUUAUCAACAGCACUCUACCAUCGAUCCUAUGUGGAAUGUCCGCCACCUUGGUUCCAGUGCUGGAAAACGAUAUUCACCUCAGUUUGUAAAGGCUGCCAAAUUACUCCAUUGGAAUGGACAUUUUAAGCCAUGGGGAAGGACUGCUUCAUAUACUGAUGUUUGGGAAAAAUGGUAUAUUCCAGACCCAACAGGCAAAUUCAACCUAAUCCGAAGAUAUACCGAGAUCUCAAACAUAAAGUGAAACAGAAUUUAAACUAUAAGCAUUUCUCAGGAAGUCCUGGAAGAUGGCAUGUAUGCAAAGUAACAGUUGCUAGGCUUCAAUGCCUAUCGUAGCAAGCCAUGGAAAAAGAUGUGUCAGCUGGGUAAAGAUGACAAACUGCCCUGUCUGGAAGUCAGCUUCCCAGACAGACUAUAGACUAUAAAUAUGUCUCCAUCUGCCUUACCAAGUGUUUUCUUACUACAAUGCUGAAUGACUGGAAAGAAGAACAGAUAUAGCUAGUUCAGCUAGCUGGUACAGAUAAUUCAAAACUGCUGUUGUAACCUGUGGCCUGAUCUGUAAAUAAAACAACAUUUUUCAA
This is a messenger RNA of Cercocebus atys (sooty mangabey), 2124 nucleotides long. It is a transcript of the gene GLT8D1, whose product is annotated as glycosyltransferase 8 domain containing 1. Gene Ontology annotation, cellular component: Golgi apparatus. Gene Ontology annotation, molecular function: glycosyltransferase activity. Bases 672 to 1787 code for a protein of 371 amino acids. The transcript has 10 exons. The record is from RefSeq and is a predicted model, not a curated record. NCBI's taxonomy places the organism in Eukaryota, Metazoa, Chordata, Mammalia, Primates, Cercopithecidae.